UGGGGGACAGAGGGGAGGCCGACCCCCGCGCGAGGUCUUGGGGGUGGGGGCGCCUGAGACCGAAGUCUCACAAGUCCCCUCCUCGAGCCUGGCCUUACUCAGAGCCGAGGAGGGUCCUGGAGAAAGAACGCACGGUCGUUGAGAAGGGGGGUUCCGCCCCUCAGCCCCUUCGCCCACCACUGCCGCUCCCCACCCGCGUGUCUGGAGCUGGGGAAGAGGCGUCGGGUUACCUCCGCGGGGGCUAUAGUUAGCUGCAGGGACUUUAUCAGCAGGACUCCGGGGACUGCGCAGCGCCCGCCGGACUGUUGUGAGGCUGCCCCACGGAAAAGGAACCAGAACACCCAAUUGAGAAUUUAAAAGGGGGUUUUAUUGGCCUGCCGGCGACUGUUCCUCCAAAAAAAGUCUUGGAAGGAAGCAGCCCUGAAUUGAAGUUUAGAGGGACUUUUAAAAGCAAGCAGUUUCGCAGCAGCGAAUUGCGUAUGUUAUGAGUGGGGGUCUCCCUGUCUCGUGACAUCAGCACCCCGCCUGCGCCAUCCUGUCAGCGUUCCUUCCCGCUCUCGGCCUCCGCAACCUCCAGGUCAGCCCUUGGCCCCGCCCACGCCCCGCCGGGGCCCCAGUCCUGUACCAGGGACCCCUCACGCCGCAGGAGAAAGGGUCCAGGGCCUCGCCGGGUCCCAAGCCCAUCAAAGCCAGUUCUCCACCGCCGCUGGUCCCGCCCUCAUCCGGACCUCGCCCUCCUAAGUCUCCCCCAGGGAUGAUGCUGAUGGCUCUGCUGAUCGCCUUCAGCUGCCUCGGCUUCCACACCCUCUGUCAGGCCCAGGCUGUUUCCAUCUUGACCUUAGGCAUGGCUCCAGACACCUUCGAUGAUGCCUAUGUGGGCUGUUCGGAGGAGAUGGAGGAGAAGGCAGCCGUCCUGCUAAAGGAGGAGAUGGUCCACCACGACCUGCUCCGGGAAUCCUGGAAGGCAGCCCAGGAGGCCUGGGAGCACAGACGUCGCCAAAACCUCACUCUGCCCCCCGGCUUCAAAGCUCAGCAUGGAAUGGCCGUUAUGGUCUAUACCAACUCAUCCAAUACCUUGUACAGGGAGCUGAACCAGGCUGUGCAGAGGAGUGGUGUCUCCCGGGAGCACUACAUGAGGCAUUUCCCCUUCAAGGCCCUGCAUUUCUACCUGACCCGGGCCCUGCAACUGUUGCGGGGCACUGGGGUCUGCAGCAGAGGACCUGGGGCAGUGGUGUUCCGAGGUGUGAACAGCCUUCGCUUUGAACCUAGGAGGCUGGGAGACUCUGUCCGCCUGGGCCAGUUUGCCUCCAGCUCCCUGGAUAAGGGCGUGGCCCGCACAUUUGGUAAUGCCACCCUCUUCUCUCUAAGGACUUGCUUUGGGGCCCCUAUCCAGGCCCUGUCUGUCUUUCGCAAAGAGCGUGAGGUGCUGAUUCCUCCCUAUGAAGUCUUCUCGGUCACCACCUUCUCCCAGGAUGGAAUCCAGAGCCUAGUGACUCUCUGGAGCAAUAACCAGACCUGCAGCCACUUUAACUGCGCCUAUUUGGGUGGGGAGAAGAUACGGGACUGUUUAUCUAUACCACUAGAGGGGCAGCCAGAGUCACCCUCCAAGGGGGCCUUCUCUCUGCUCUCCUGGAAGACCCUGCUCUUGGUCCUUGGGGGGUUCCAGCUCUCAGGAGCUGGGCUCUGAAAGUCCAACACCUGCCACUUAGGAGUCCUGGGAACUGGUAAUCUUCAUAUGAAGAAGGGGGGCUUUGAACAGCCUCAAGAAGCAAGAACAUGGUUCCAGACGCAGCCCCAGCAGCCAUCUCCCCAACCAGGAUGUGGGGAGACCUGCAGCCAUGGCAGGGUUGAGGGAGCCUCGUGAUGUGGUGAGGACUUCCUGGGACAAGCAAGGGAAGUACUGUGAAGGCUACUUGAUUAAACAGUGUUGCAGUGUGGAGACAUGGAA
Molecule: messenger RNA, 1948 nt
Organism: Cynocephalus volans (Philippine flying lemur)
Lineage: Eukaryota; Metazoa; Chordata; Mammalia; Dermoptera; Cynocephalidae
Gene: ART5
Product: ADP-ribosyltransferase 5
Exons: 6
Coding region: 755-1687 (310 amino acids)
Molecular function (GO): NAD+ poly-ADP-ribosyltransferase activity; NAD+-protein-arginine ADP-ribosyltransferase activity
Source: RefSeq, a predicted model, not a curated record